AUGAGAGCCCACCACGAAGAGGGACAACAGCACGGGAUUGUGCAGCUCCGAUGGCCGAAUAAUCAACCGACGCGUAAGUGUCCGUCAUUUCUGAGGGGCAUUCGGACAGCUGACGUUUUAGGAAAGCAGGAGGUAGAGCUUCACUGGCUAUUGCCAUUGCUGCUAGUCCAGGACGAGCAGAUGGCGCACCGCGACGGGACACUUCGAUUGUACCUAGAGGGCGGGAUCAAGGGAUCCUAG
Messenger RNA from Hydatigera taeniaeformis, 240 nucleotides. Lineage: Eukaryota; Metazoa; Platyhelminthes; Cestoda; Cyclophyllidea; Taeniidae. The record is from the annotation of a GenBank genome assembly.